AUGCCAUCUAUUUAUUUUUCCCAGUUCUUCGUACUUCUAUUCUAUGUGCUCGUUUGCGUGUGUGUCUGAGAGAGAGAGAGAGAGUGAGUCGGUGAAGUGAAGAGUGAAGUAGAAGUAGAAGUACUCGCUCUUGUAUCAAUCACAUUCACAGAGAAGAAUGAGAAAUCAUAUCUUCUUUUACGCUUUUGCUGUUCUCUCUCUCACUUCCUUUCUUCAUUUUCCAGCUCACGCUGCUCCUUCAGGAACAUUAAUCAAGCAUCUAUCUUCACUUCUCAUACGGAAAUGGUCUAACACCAAGACCUCUCAAUCAGAUGGAAAUGCUCUUCAAUUUGAGAAUGGUUACAUAGUUGAGACUCUUGCGGAAAGAAACGAUAUUGGGGUCAUUCCAUAUAGAAUCCGUGUCUCCGACGAGGAUGAACUCUUUGCUGUUGAUGCAAUUAAUAGCAACAUUGUUCGAAUCACCCCACCAUUGUCUCAGUAUAGUAGAGGAAGAUUGGUAGCUGGGUCAUUUCAAGGCUACACAGGUCAUGUGGAUGGAAAACCAAGCGAUGCACGUUUUAAUAAUCCCAAAGGCAUCGCUCUCGAUGAUAAAGGGAAUGUUUAUGUUGCUGAUACUCAGAAUAUGGCCAUCAGAAAAAUUGGAGAUGCCGGUGUGACAACCAUUGCUGGAGGGAAGUCAAAUGUUGCAGGCUACAGGGACGGGCCUGGUGAAGAUGCUAAGUUCUCAAAUGAUUUUGAUGUGGUGUAUGUUCGGCCAACCUGUUCCUUGUUGGUCAUUGAUAGAGGAAACGCCGCUCUUCGGCAAAUCUUUCUCAACCAAGAGGAUUGUAAUUAUCAAUCUACUUCAAUUUCUAUGACAGAUAUCCUUACAGUUGUUGGUGCUGUCAUAGUAGGAUAUGCUGCAUGCUUGGUUAAGCAGGGAUUUGGAUCCUCUUUCAUCUCAAAAAUGCAACCAUCAGAAAGAGAAUUUAAAGACCAAGCAAGCAGUGAGACUAAGCCGAUUCUAGAGCGAAAUGAUGAAGAAAUGGGAUGGCCAUCUUUUAGACAGCUUGUUGUUGAUCUUUCGAAGAUCUCUCUCGAAGCGUUGACUAGUUUGUUCCUUCAAUUCGUACCCUCGUAUUUCAGACCUGACAGCACCAAGAGAGGCCUCACGCCACUGAAAGAUCGUCUUAGAAUGCCUGAAGAUGAAAUGGUGCCCACAUUGGUCAAAAGGCAGAGUGCUCCUGCUCCUCUUACUGAAAGUAGGCAGGUCCAUCUUACAAGUGGAACUGAAAAAUAUUCAGAAACUAAGACUGCUAAGGUAAAAUCAAGCGUUCCAAAGGACCCUUCUUUGCCAAGCAAGCACCGUUCAUCAAAGAGACAUGAGUAUGCUGAGUUUUAUGGAUCAAGUGAGAUUCCACCUCACACUAAAUCCAAGAGCCUGAAACAAAGGUCAAAACAUAGGCAACGGGAAAAGAGUGAACAAGUUUUGGGGGCAGUUGGAGUCGAGCAAAAGCCGCCUGAAAUGAGGGCAGUUGAUUAUGCAAAUACAAAAUAUGACCCUUACAAUUACAAUAUGAGCACUAAGUAUGUACCCGAGGAUACGUCCCGUUUCAAUCCUCAUUAACAGGUUUUAACUAUUUUGUUUAUGGUUUACCUGUAUUCUGUUGUCCUUAUUAUACAUUGGUUUGGAGUUAGUCUGUCCUUGAAGCUAUAUUCUGACUAAAAUUUUGUGCUUAGUGAAACAUGCAUAUGGGGAUGUAAUUUCUGACCAAUUUCCUUACAAUUUUUUUUAUAGAAUUAGCAUCAGCUACA
Cicer arietinum (chickpea) is the source of this 1794-nucleotide messenger RNA. RefSeq lists its product as uncharacterized. Lineage: Eukaryota; Viridiplantae; Streptophyta; Magnoliopsida; Fabales; Fabaceae. Gene Ontology annotation, molecular function: protein binding. The record is from RefSeq and is a predicted model, not a curated record.